This is a messenger RNA of Cyprinodon tularosa, 2145 nucleotides long. RefSeq names its product TBC1 domain family member 10B. Bases 112 to 2058 code for a protein of 648 amino acids. Lineage: Eukaryota; Metazoa; Chordata; Actinopteri; Cyprinodontiformes; Cyprinodontidae. The transcript is spliced from 15 exons. The record is from RefSeq and is a predicted model, not a curated record.
AGAGGCGUGUCCUCACGGCGACCGUUGAUUUUGACAGGAGUUGAACAAAGCGAGUGUUUGCAGGCAGCGGUUUCCCACUGAUUUCCAUCUAAGCUGCUUAUUUAAGAAGAAAUGAGAAGAAGAAGCAGCAGCAACGCCAGUCGGAGAAGUUCAACAAACAAAAGGCGCAGCGACAGUUUGGGUUUCGAUGAAUUUGGCUUUGCUUUCACCAGCAAAAAGGAGCAAAAACUUCACCACAGAUGCCAUGAUUACAGCUACCCUCAGCUGAGCUUGGUGAGGGUGAAGGAGCUGUGUGAACUGCUCAGCUACUGGAAUGGAGCCAGCUUCAUCUGCAGGAGUCAGAUUGAACGGUUUAUCAGGAUGGGCAUUCCUCCAAGUCUACGAGGGAGAGUGUGGAAGUGCCUUCUCAACAUCGACAGUCUGAGAGAAUCCAGUGAAUUCAACUAUCAGACGUGUUUGUCUGAAGUUCGCGGGCCGCUUGUGGAUCUUGGCGUCAGUGAAUAUGGCAUUUUGUCUGCCAUCACUACCCUGAGUGAAACCCAGAACGAUCUGCGUUUGAACCAGCAGCAGCCAUCAAGCUCCUCUGACUCUUUCUACUCUAUGGAUGAAAUAACUCUUUUCAGGCAGAUCGCCCUGGACCUACAGCGAUCCUUCCCAACCCAUCGAUCCCUGAUGGGACAGAGCCCAGAGGCCAUCGAGGGCCAGGCCAAACUCUUCAGGGUCCUCAUCGCUUAUGCAAAAUACAACCCACAAGUUGGUUACAGCCAAGGCAUGUCCUACAUAGCUGCUGUGCUGCUGAUGCAGCUGGGAGAGGAGGAGGCUUUCUGGGCUCUGGCAGCCUUGUUGGAUAAACCCAGAUAUCUGGGUGAACUGUUUGACCUCAGUCUCACGAAAGUCCAACAUCAGGUGAAGGUGUUUGAUCAGUUCCUCAAACACAGGAAGGCUCAGCUCUCCAAGCACUUGGACUCGGCUGGAGUCUUAUCAGUCCAUUUCGUGAUGCCAUGGUUUCUCACUCUCUUCACUUCCCUGCCCUGCUGGGACUCUGUUCUGGCUGUCUGGGAUCUCAUCAUAUUGCAAGGUUUACCAGCUGUUGUCCGUACGGCUCUGAGCAUCAUCGAGCUUCUGGAGUCUCGACUAAUGGAGCUGAAGGAUGAAGGAGCAAUAUUACCACUGCUGUUAAGAGUACCUGUAGAUGUGGCCCAGUACACCGUGUUGGUUUCAGCUCUGUGGCAAACUGAGGUCCAGGACUGGGAGCUGAAAUGCAUGAACAGCCUGGUGCUGGAUGACGGCCGCCAUGAAUCUGAAGAAAAGCUGCAGCAGAUGUCAAGUAAAGCCGCAACAGCAAAAGAGACACGACAUAUUUCCACAUCAUCAGAAGGCGAGAGAACCACUGAAAAAGUCCCAGGGAAAAUGAGUUUGUUGGGUCGAGUGAUGCGCGUGGCCCAGCGGUACCUGUUCAGCCCGUCGGGCCACCAGAAGGUUGAGGAGAAGUGUUCACAAACGCAGGCCGAACACAGACACCGAAGUCCUGGACGUGUUUUCCAUCGUCGGACUUCAGGUUCAUUAACGCAAGCUCAGGCAAGAAUGAAAAGGCAAAGCAAGCAGAGAGGUAGUGGCCACCAAGCUGAAGGACAAGGGGGCAGCGGUGGCAUGUCCUCACCUCCUGCUACUGGGAAAAAACCUGCUGGUAGUGAGAAAACUGAAAGAUGUGAACCAACCAUUAAGAGAUCGGGUACAGGGUCUGCUGGGAAGAUGACUCAUCGCCGUAGCAACCGCAGCAUUGUUCAUCACGCCAGAGUGAAGUCCCAUCACGUUUUUCGAAACGGGAAAACUUCCCCUGUCCAGAAUCCUUCCACCACCCUGGUUCCCCGUGCAUCCCGCCGCUCCUCCACCCUGCCUCGAGCUUUCUCCCCCUCUAAUCCAAGUCUCCAAUCCACCGGUGCCUCUCAGAGUGGAGAACCUCAGGAAACGCCCAAUACGGCUCUCAUCAGAGAGUUGUCAUCCAGACAUCAGACCAGUGUGCCCUUCAGCAACAUCAGAGAAUCAAAGCUGAUUUAAAAACAAAGAGCUAAGGAAUGUUGCCGUCUAAAACUCAUUUCUUUUUUUAACUUUUUCAAAUAUUAAAUAAAACAUAUUUUUAAUGGU